AUGGACGUUGUCGCGGCCGUCUCGGGCUACAUCUCCAAGAUGGUGACGGCCGGCGAGUCGGCUUCAGGAUCAUCGUCGACAAAGAUGAAGAUCUUGCUCUUGGAUAGUGAGACAGUCUCCAUUGUCUCGACCGCCAUCACUCAGUCCGCGCUCCUGAACCACGAGGUCUACCUCAUUGACCGCCUGGACAACACCGCGCGAGAGAAGAUGCGUCACUUGCGAUGCUUGUGCUUUGUGCGACCUUCCUCGAAUUCGUUACAAUUGCUGAUCGACGAGCUCCGCGAUCCCAAAUACGGCGAAUAUUUCAUCUAUUUCAGUAACAUAAUCCGCAAGUCCUCGCUCGAGCGCCUAGCCGAGGCAGACAGCCACGAAGUCGUACAAUGCGUGCAGGAACAAUUCGCUGAUUUUUGGGUCAUCAACCCGGAUCUAUCCAACUUGAAUCUGGGCUUCCCGCUUUCGCGGCUCUGGAGCCACACGCCGGACCUCUGGAACCCCGACUCGCUGCAGCGGGCCACGGGAGGAACCCUGGCCCUGUUGCUUGCGUUGAAGAAGAACCCCUUGAUCCGCUACGAGAAGAAUAGCCUGCUAGCCAGAAAACUGGCGACGGAAGUCAGAUAUCAUAUCACCCAGGAGGAACAGCUCUUUAACUUCCGUCGGACGGAUACGCCGCCGAUCCUGCUCAUUUUGGAUCGGCGCGACGAUCCCAUCACCCCGUUGCUUUCACAAUGGACCUACCAAGCUAUGGUUCACGAGCUCCUCGGAAUUCACAAUGGGAGAGUCAAUCUGCGUGAUGUCCCUGAUAUCCGGCCUGAGCUACAAGAAAUUGUCCUUGCGCAGGAUCAAGAUCCCUUCUUCAAGAAGAACAUGUACCAGAACUUUGGUGAUCUGGGUCAAAACAUCAAAGAAUACGUGGAGCAAUACCAGGCCAAGACGCAGAGUAACAUGAACAUCGACUCAAUCGCUGAUAUGAAACGGUUUGUAGAGGACUACCCUGAAUUUCGCAAGCUGUCGGGUAAUGUCAGCAAGCAUGUUACUCUGGUGGGUGAGCUGAGUCGACGGGUUGGAGAAGAUAAUCUGCUGGACGUCAGCGAAUUGGAGCAAAGCUUGGCCUGUAAUGACAACCACUCCAAUGAUCUUAAGUCUCUUCAACGCAUCAUCUCAUUGCCGAAUGUUCCAGCCGACUGCAAAGUGCGCCUCGUUGCCCUCUACGGUCUUCGUUACGAAAGCAUGUCGAAUAACUCUCUUCCGGUAUUAUUGGAUCUGCUCGUCACUGCGGGCGAUGUUCCCUCCCAUCGUGUUAACAUAAUCCCCAAGCUUCUCGCCUACCAUCACUCUCUCCAAGCCCCGCCAGUAGCUGGGGGUUUCACUGAUCUAUUUGAGUCAACAUCCUUCUUCUCCGGUGCCAGGGAUCGCUUCAAGGGUCUCAAGGGCGUUGAGAAUGUGUACACGCAACACUCACCCAGACUCGAGAUGACCCUCCAGAAUCUCAUCAAGGGCCGAUUGAAAGAGCUACAGUAUCCGUUCCUGGAAGGCAGCGGACACACACGGGAUAAACCUCAAGACAUCAUCAUCUUCAUGGUUGGAGGUACGACCUACGAGGAGGCGAAGAUGGUUGCCCAAGUCAAUGCCAGCUCUCCUGGUGUGCGUGUCGUUCUGAGUGGCACAUCUGUCCACAACAGUACUACAUUCCUUGAAGAAGUUGACGACGCUGUAAGCAGCUGGCCAGAGCCAGGUCCUACGACGGCUGCUGGACGGCUGCGGAGGGAAGUCGGGCGGUAG
Penicillium diatomitis is the source of this 1779-nucleotide messenger RNA. Its product is annotated as Sec1 family protein. Lineage: Eukaryota; Fungi; Ascomycota; Eurotiomycetes; Eurotiales; Aspergillaceae. The record is from RefSeq and is a predicted model, not a curated record. Gene Ontology annotation, biological process: vesicle-mediated transport; intracellular protein transport. Bases 1 to 1779 code for a protein of 592 amino acids. Gene Ontology annotation, cellular component: Golgi membrane. The transcript has 3 exons.